AUGACGCUUUGCAGUAAAGGUGCUGCUAUAGAAUAUCCUCUAGAGACAUAUCCAGAAGGUAUUUCCAGUAUUGCACGUUUUAUUGAGACAAAGUUUGUAGCCUGCUACUUGAAACUGAAGAAGCCUGAUGAUGUUCUGAAUCAUUCACGUAGGCAAAAAACCCACUUGUGCCAGGCUGCUGCGUUUCAGUGCUUAGACUCUGAAGCUGCAAGGAGCACCAUGAUUGCAGACCAUAUAUACUGGCUGACAGGAGGCACUGAGCAGCAUACAAGCAAGCUCAUCAAACAGUAUUGGCAGGCUAUGCAUGAAGAAGCCAUGACUAGAGAAGUAUCUUUUACAGCUAUGUACACACCAUUUGUGACAGGUGACAAGGCUGACAAAACAGACGAGCUAAAGGAGACAUUUGCUAAAAAGCACCCUGGCCAUGUGGAGCACAUAUAUACAGAUCCUCAUGGAUUUCACAUCUUGCCCCAGAUGGCUGAGAACCCAUGUCUGCCUCCCAAGCAGUACUUGCUGACUCUGGGUUUCAGAAGCAAACAUAUUGGAAAAAGCUUGGAGAGAUGGUCACAUAAAAAAACUGCCAUAUUAUAUGGUUUUGUGAUUCCUUUUCCUAGACUGGAAAGCACCUUUGUGUCCUGUCAUAGAAGAACAAAAGCAUACUGGGAGAACACUGGGAAAAGGAUUUUGCCAGUAAUGGAUUUUAUAAGAAGCACCAAAUUAACAGGACAAUCCUGCCCCUGCCCUCAUGGGAUAGAGAAGCUGCAUCUCGCCAGCUUCCUCGGCUGCUUGCAGAGGGAUGAGGAACAGGCCCACACGAAUCAAGUUCUGGCCGAGCUAGUAACGGCUCCCUACCUGCAGGACAUGAAAAAGAGGGAUCUGCAGUCGCUAAUGGCAGAUGCCGUGGACACCCUUGAAGGAAGAUGUGAUGGAGAACGUGCAUGGAAUAGAAUUCAGAAGAGUGGACUAAUUGAAGACUACUUAUACCAAGCAGAAGUCGAUUACUUAGAGAACAAAACGCUGGGAAUAGAUAAGAUGGAAUAAAUGAAAAUGAAGAGGACUCACAGAGCAACAUUAGAGCCUUGA
This is a messenger RNA of Apus apus (common swift), 1083 nucleotides long. It is a transcript of the gene SPATA16, whose product is annotated as spermatogenesis associated 16. Lineage: Eukaryota; Metazoa; Chordata; Aves; Apodiformes; Apodidae. Gene Ontology annotation, biological process: spermatogenesis. The record is from RefSeq and is a predicted model, not a curated record. Gene Ontology annotation, cellular component: Golgi apparatus.